Molecule: messenger RNA, 8807 nt
Organism: Haliotis rufescens (red abalone)
Lineage: Eukaryota; Metazoa; Mollusca; Gastropoda; Lepetellida; Haliotidae
Product: serine/threonine-protein phosphatase 6 regulatory ankyrin repeat subunit B-like
Exons: 10
Coding region: 322-5337 (1671 amino acids)
Molecular function (GO): protein binding
Source: RefSeq, a predicted model, not a curated record
UGGACGCGACGUUAAACCCCAUUUCACCUCACCUCACCUCACUGUUAAGAAGAAAGGGAAAUCACCGUCCCAAUAGGUCUGAAUAUAUUCAGUCUAAAAGUACAUCUGAACGGAUAAUUCGAACCACGGGCAUAUGUUGCGAACAAGUUUUCAACAAAACCUAAAGCUGAGGCAGUUAUUCUGGUACCGACAGUGAGGCGACUGUGACGUGCGUGCCAGAGUUGACAUAAUGUGGAGCACGCCGCAACAAGCCCCACAGCCCCACUGCAUAGAGCUGAGAGGUGAAUGAAUGGCCAGGACACCAUGGCGGCAGCGUAGGCGAUGGUAUCAACAUCGUUGAGAGGCUCCAACUCAUCGUCCAGCAGAGCCAUGCAGCUACUCUACCCAUUUCUGAUGAUAGUCAUAUUGGAAACACAUGGCCAGACUAACUGUGAAUGGGGGAAGUAUGGCGAAAACUGCAGCAAAGAUUGCCCUUCGACUUGUAUCCUUGACCCGGUGCGAAACCUCACACACUGCCACAAGGAGACAGGGAAGUGCUCGGAGGGGUGUGUGCCAGGGUGGUUUGAGGAUCUCUGUGAUCACGCUUGUAGCAAGAACUGCUUGAUAAACACCUGCAAUCGACAAAAUGGCAUCUGCACGUUUGGUUGUGAUGGAGACUACACAGGAGACUUCUGCAACAGUAUUAGAGGGACGACGGCAACACCUCCGGGGGAAUCGAGCACAUACACAUCGCCGACAACACCGAGUGAAUCCAACACAGAGACAACCCCGGACCUGGCUGCGAUACUUGUCCCUGUGUUCCUCAUCCUGGUCGUUGUCAUUGCUGUGGUGCUGUUCAUACUAUUCUUUUACAAACGAAAACGGAAACGGGGAGACACCAAAGGGAUUAUCGAUGCAGUGACAUGGGUACUUCCAUGCUGGAGAACAACUGAUACAGCUGGUACAGCUGCCAGAUCCAGUGCUGGUGAAAAUGAACUUCUCAUGGCAGAGGAGGGUGGAGCCACAUCGGAUGGAGACGCUGAAUCUACCUGCAGUUUUGAUCUCGUGGAAGAUGAAGCCUUGCCGUUUGGUUCACUAGAACAGAGGCUAAAGGAUGUCCGAAAGGUGUUUGUUAAAACUGAGAGCUUUAAGCAGAUGAAAGAGAAGCUGAAGACGUUUGGCCAUGUGACAAUAAGUGGCUCUCCAGGAGAAGGUAAAACAUCCAUGGCCCUGAUGCUGGGAGCUGAAUACAGGAAGCAGGGGUAUGAGCUGGUACUGCUUGAGGAUGUAGAUAAAGUACAGUUGUCUGAUUUUAUAGAUAAAGGCAAAGACGUGUGUGUUAUAUUGGAUGACGUAUUGAAGACAGUCAGAUCAAAUAUGGAUCUGUCCGGUCUUAUGCAUUUUUUAUAUGACCUGCAUGUGCAUCUGGAUCAGUGUGAGGGAAGGUCCGAGGGAAGAUACUUGCGUCUGCAACAAGAACCAAGCAAGAUCAAACAAACAAACAUUUGUGUUAUAUUCACUGUAGAAGCAGGUAUUCUUCAGUUUGCAAUAUCGAAGUUGGAGAGCCAUCUGAUUUUCAGAAGUUUAACAGAUGUCACACUAGGUUGUCAGAUUACACGUGAGGAGAAGAAAAAAAUGUGGCUAAAUCACACAAGUCACACACAAUGUAGUAAACAAAAUGAGUUGAACAAACUUAUUGCCUUUGAAGGAACAACUGUCAGGUUUCCUCUCGUAUGCAAACUGUUCUCAAGUUGUGAUACUUUUCAAAUGCAUCCUGAAGCCUUUUUCGAGAAACCUAUAUUUUACGUAAAAAAUCAACUUCAAACGCUUGUCAGCUCAUUGGAUGACAAGUCAGCUGCCCUCAUCCUGGUCUUACUUUCUGAUGGGCAGCUAAACAUCAGUCAACUGGAGAGUGAAGGUGCUAGCCCAGACCUAGAGGCUCACCUCAAGGCAGUUGCAACUCUUGUGAAGACAUCAACCAGACAGGGUGUCACUAAAGCUGUCCGGGGCUUCUGUGGUACAUUGUUGACAGAAGGAAACAUAACAACAUUUUCUCAUUCUGUGAUGUACGAUGUUUGUGCUUCUAUUGUAUUCAAUAUUGAACCAGAGUUAAUUCUAAAACAUUGCAGUAUUAAGUUCCUGUUUGAGCAUGUACAGGACGAGCAAGCCAAAGUUAUUCCUGUUAGUGCACACCAGCUCACCAUUUAUUUAUCAGGGACCUAUAAGGAAAUAAUUGUUGCCAGACUGGCUGAUUCACUUGUCUACGGUGCUCCAAGUAAAUACAUCAUGUAUUCCAUAGUGAAAAGAGAGGAAAUAGCUGCCUAUUUAUCUCAAAUGACUGAAAAUGUUUUUUCCCUGUCUUAUGAAGCCAAGCACAACAUUCUCCAUUACGCCUGUGUCACUGGGAACAAGAAUAUCCUGCAGCGACUUCUUCCUCACUGUGAAAUCAAUAGGCGUGGGUUGAAUGGCUGGACACCAGUGAUGUAUACAGUUGUUUCUGGACAGAUGGAAUGUUUUGACUUCCUUGUGAAACACAAAGCUGACAUCACUUUAUGUGACAGCAACAAGAACAAUUUAUUACAUUUGACCUGUCAACAUGGAGAUGUGUCCACAGUAAAACAUGUGAAAAGAGAGUUUAAGAAACUGAAUUCUGAUUUGAAUCUCAACAGUCGAGGAAUACAUGACUUGACACCAGUAAUGUGUGCUGUGCUGUUUGGCACGUAUGAUGUUUUAGACUAUCUCUGCAAAAAGAAAGUUGAUUUAACAUUAAGAGAUAGCAACAACAACACAGCACUUCAUCUUGCAAGUCGGUAUGGAAAUAAGUCCACUGUAGAAAGUCUUCUCCCAAACACAGAGAUAAAUACACGUGGCAGCAAUGGACAAACGCCAGUUAUGUCUGCACUGUUAUCUGGAAGGAAGGAAACCUUCGACCUUCUUGUGUUAAAAAAGGCUGACAUUACAUUGACUGACGCUGACAACAACAAUCUCCUUCAUACAGCUUCCCACGUUGAUGAUGUAUCCAUGUUAGUGCAAAUCGUACCACAGUUUGACAUUAAUACUCGCGGAAAACACGGCUGGACAGCAGUGAUGACGGCAGCAAUAAAUGGAAAAAUGGAUGCAUUCAAUAUCCUGCUAAAAAUGAAGGCUAACCUGAAACUGAAUGAUGACACCAACAACAAUCUUCUCCAUCUUGCAUGUCAUGGAGGAAAUGUCUCUAUUGUGGAAAUAUUAUUGCGAAAGUUUGAGAUCAACAGUCGGGGAAACAACGGUUGGACGCCAGUGAUGUUUGCAGCUGCAAGUGGAGAAGAGAGUGUUUUCAACCUGCUUGUGUCACAGGGGGCUGAUAUAACACUGAGGGAUGGCUACAACAAUUCUGUAUUCCAUUUAGCAUCUAUAGGUGGAAAUAUUUCCAUUGUGAAAUAUCUAUUGCCAAGUACUGCUAUCGACUGUCGGGGAAACCAUGGGAGAACAGCACUAAUGAUUGCAACUUUGCUUGCUAAACCAACUCUUUUCAGACUACUGUUGUCAAAGAAGGCCAAUAUGACAUUGAUUGAUGAUCAUAAUGACACUCUCUUACACCUUGCGUGUCAAGGGGGGAACUACUCCAUUGUGAAAUAUCUGUUGACAAAAUAUGACAUAAAUACUUCUGGAAGACAUGGCCGAACACCAGUCAUGAAUGCAACAUGGACGGGAAGGAAGGAUGUGUUUGAUUUGCUUGUGAGUCAGGAAGCUGAUCUCACAUUGACCGAUGACUACAAAGACAAUGUUCUACAUAUGGCAUGCCAGGGAGGAAAAACAGCUAUUGUAGAACAUCUGUUGACAAUAAUUGAUAUCGAUCUUCGUGGAAAGGACGACUGGACACCAGUAUUGCAUGCAGCGAACGCUGGGCAGAAGGAUGUGUUCAACUUACUUGUGUCAAGAAAAGCGGAUCUCACCCUGAUUGAUGAUUACGGUAACAAUGCACUUCACCUUGCAUGUCAGGGUGGAAAUCGCUCCAUCGUAGACUCUCUUCUGCCUAAGUUUGAUAUCAACAUUCCAGGACAAGAUGGACGGACACCAUUGAUGAAUGCAGUUGUUUAUGGAACAGAUAAUGUGUUUAACCUGCUGUUGUCACGAGACGCUGAUAAAACAGUGAAUGAUAACCACAAUGAUUCUGUUUUUCAUUUAGCAUGUCAAGGUGGAAGAAGUUCCAUUGUGGAAUGUCUUCUGCCAAAGAAGAUCAAUAGACUGGGAAAUCAUGGGAGAACAGCCAUAAUGAAGGCAGCUUUGGCAGGCAAAAUGAGAGUAUUUGAUCUGCUUGUGACACACCAUGCUGAUCUGAAAGUAACUGAUAACAGCCAAGACAAUGCGCUUCAUUUGUCAUGUCAGAGUGGGAACACAACUAUUGUAGAACAUCUUCUUAAUAUAUUUAACAAGGAUAUCAAGGGACAGAAUGGCUUGACACCAGUAAUGUAUGCAGCUAGGGCUGGGCAGGGGAAUGUGUUUAAUCUGCUUGUGUCAAGAAAAGCUCAGAUGAAACUGUCUGAUCUCUCAGGAAACAAUCUACUGCAUCUUGCAUGUCAGGGUGGAAAUAGCUUCAUCAUAAAACAUCUCUUGCCCAUGUUUGACAUUAACACUCCGAGAGAAGAUGGAUGGACGCCAAUAAUGAUGGCAGCUCUCAGUGGAAAAAAGGAUGCUUAUGAUCUGAUUGCAACACGAGGGGGUAAUCCAUCACUGACUUCCCCUGAGACUGAUACUGUUCUUCACGCAGCCUGUCAAGGUGGUAGUGUAACCAUUGUCAAGGCCCUGAUUGGUAAAUUUGACAUCAACGCCAGAGGCAGAAAUGAUGAGACUCCUCUAAUGAGGGCAGUUAGUGGAGGCCACAUUGCUGUGUACAAGUUCCUGGUAUCUCAUAAAGCUGACCAUACUCUUGUGGACAAGGGUGGACACACUCUUCUACAUCUUGCUACUCAGCAUGGUCAGCUUCGUAUGGUGAAAUACAUCAUAGACUCUUUUGACAUCAAUGCUAGAGACGAGGCUGGCUUGACACCUGUGAUGAUGUCAGUAGUAUCUGGCAAAGUUGCUGUGUUCGAAUAUCUUAGAAGGAGAGGCAUAGACUUGACGUUAGUUGACAACUCAGGGAAUGACAUGUUGAAGCUCGCUCGUGAAGCAGGAUGCAGACAAAUCAUAGAACAACUACAACCAGCCAAGAAGGUUAAACGAUUGUCUGCACUGAAAGAUACGAAGGUUGGCAAACUGUUUAUUCCAUCUAAGAAGAACGUGCAGUUACAUUCUGGAAUAAGCUCAGAAGUCACAAAUGAGAGUCCAAGCUCCCCCACUGAAAACAGCAAUGAUUUUGAUUUGAAACAAACAGAUUAAUCUGCAGAAACAUUCCAACCUCUGGCUUGUUGUGUAGGCAACGUGUGAAUCGCCCAUCCCUUCUGUGACGGUAACGGCUGUAUGUGGACAUGAUGAUGUCUUCCGACUCCUGAUGUUUCACAAGGUAGAUCCCAGUCUGAUCUCUCUGGGGCGGCGAGAACUUUUUAAACAGUUUGAGAAAUAACACGAGAAUAGAAGGACGUUCUUUGAAAUGAAAAUCAUGUAUGGACAUUCAAUCUGCAUUGUGUCUUCAUUCAUGGUGUAUUCAGUUGUUCACAUAUCGACAGACAUGCUAGUAAUGUUUUCAUUGUGUAUGCCGCAUGACUUGCGCUGUUAAUGAUGUUAGAAUAUAUGAAAAUGAAACCUUAGGACUGUACAUAACCUUAUUUUCUAUUUUUUCAAAUAUAUGUCAAUGUUAUAUAAAUACUAGCGGAAAAUAUAACUGUGCUUCAUAUACAAUUCAGCAAUAAUAUAUAUUUGUUCGGAAAUUGAAUAAUGCGUCUUUCGAAACAAUUUGUUUUAAGACUUCUCGACUUAAAGGGUGUGAUUCACAAAGUGUAUGUGCAUGUUAAUGCGCAACACGCUAACUGGAUGUUUGUGUGUUUGUUAGUAGCAUGAUACUUGCAUAAAUGUUUUGUUGAAAUGAACAACACACACCGAUUGUUUAGUUAUCAGGUAUUUGACCGUAGAUAACGCUCUUUUCAUAUCUCUUUGGAGAAGUUCACUACAGCAAGGCAACACUAGUGACUUGUCACAGGUAAACAAGAAAAUCCUAUUUCGAUACUAUUAACUGUUCUGACAAUACCUUGAUAUCAAUUAGGGACAUAGUAUUACGCAAAUGCAUUACGUGACAUAAUUUUACGGUUGAGGGAGAGAACCAUCAGAACCACACAUCAAGUGAAACGCCCUGUUUUGCUGCCACAUCACCACCAGUGUUGCCCAACGUCGUUAGUUUAGGGGUUGAAGUGUCAUGUUAUGGAGUGGCAUCACAAGUCAUGGGAGGACACAACUUAAUGGCAAUUUGAAUGACAUGCACUUCCGCGGCGACCUCGUUCGAGCACAUGUUCUCCCCUUUGUGAAAAUGAAGGUACAUGACGUCACUAUGUGCACAGCAGAAUAAAGCAAGCGCGCACCUUGCUUCUGUUGACCUUUUGGGGCAGUAUUACCUUGCUGUACCAUGAUCCGCAGUUUCUCCAGACCACUCCCCCAUAGGAAAUAUCUGGGAUGGGACGGAAAGCUGCCUACACCAGGACUAUGGCAACUCUAGCUGAUCUGAGCCAAAUUUUUGGUUCACAUUUGGAACAACAUCCCCAGGGCUGUUUUCAAUCAUCUGAAUUCUUCAUUGCUACACAGCUUCCUCUUCUGAAUCAUCGCGAAUUUUGGUCAAACCCAAUAUUGACAAUUUUUAUUGAGUUUUAAGACCAUUCCCCUUAAAGAACAUGUUCCACUGUCUCCUGGUACCAACGACCUCCGUGGUGGUCCAGUGGGAGAGCGUCUGUCCAGAGGGCAUGAGGUCCGGGGUUCGAUCCCUGCCGCAUCAUAUAGUAAAACGUUAAAAAAUGGGCUCAGCCUAAAGGAGCAAAAACAAGUCGUGGUUGGCUCAGGGUCAGCUUACCGUGUCAAGUUACUGUGACACGCACGCACGCACGCACGCACGCACGCACGCACGCACGUGCAUGCACAUUGAAAUGUAAGUGCAAUAAUACUGGACGCGACCUUAAACCCAAUUGCACCUCACCUCAUCUCAUCUGUCUCCUGUUACCACAAAUGUGAUUUGUUAAUAAAUCAAUUAAUCAACAUAUGUAUGUAAACCAAGUUACUGAUUUGAAUGACAAGUUAUGUGGAUCUUAUGACAUUGCAUUUUGUUUUGUUUUUUAAAGAGUGUCAUUGUGCCAUAAGAUUCAUAAUUCAAGUUAAGUUUCUGGCAGUGAUAGUGUUAUUAAAUCAUUUACUCACCAUGAACUCGACACAGCAAACAAUAUUGAACUUUAUCAAAUCUAUACUGCUAAACCAAAAAAAAUGGAAUCCUAUGUCUUGUUUUAAAACUAAAAAGGCAUAUUAUUUCACUUCUCCAGACAGAAAAGGCCCCUUUAAAUACUUGCAAGGAUCGCCUGCCGAAAAAGUUGCUUUCUUGCAGUGAACACAUGAAAGGGGUGGUAAAUGGGAGGUACUUUCGAAACAUAUAUGUUUUUUUCCUUCCCCAGCAAUAUAGAAGUAAGUAGGGGCAACUCUGAACUAUAACUGGUGACAAAGGUGCUGUUGACUGAAAAGUGUUCACACUCUGUUAUAAAUAGUGACGAUAAGAGAGACAUUGCACACUGCAUCAGUAACCAUCAUGUUAACACUGUUAAGUGUGUGAUAUAUGCAUACAUAGAAAGUAUAAUAUGAGGGACCAAGUCAUACUAAGUUUACGGCACGAAGGUCUAAGUUUCAGGUUUUCCCGAGCUAGAGCUUACUUGUAAAAAUUGUCAAUCCUGACAGGACAGCGUGAUAGAUAUUCCGGAUGAGCCCAAACACGAGGGCAUCAACUGGAUUUUCACCUGUACGUGUGUUUGUUUGACGCUCAUUAUAUUCAAGGUAUUCCCUGUUGUAUCCGUCUUCUUUUGUCUGGGUACUCCCAGGUACCCUCCCCACUCCCCCUCAUCACCCACCCCAGAACCCCCGGCUUUACCAACCUCGUCGUCGCUGAUGAGCCCUUUGAGUUAAGGUAUCCUUCCCUUCCUUCAUCAACGAUUUAUGUUUAGAUUUUAGAACAUCACGUGUGUGUGUACACUCUGACAAGAACAUGUACGUGCAAUAAUUUUGCCUUUUCAAAUGCCUGUCAAAACUCGAAAACGUUCCCCUGAACUCAUAUUAUCCCCUAUUUGCCUUCCUCACACUGAAGAAAAACCUGAACAGAAUAUUGUUAAAGUUCAAUGGGAGGAAUAGUGCUAGGUUCUCCGAAAUCACCACGUAGUGAGACAUGUUGCUUGACAAUGGUGUUGCAAUAAAGAAGAUGUUCAAUAUAUCUUAUCCUUACUUAAGUAAUUAUGCCUCGUCUAUUGAGCAGUAUUUGUUUCCUGAUCAGAUAAGAAGCCAACAAUGUCGUGAUCUUGAACAUCAACAAACCCUAGAGAUUUGGUUUUAUUUGCCAUUUAACUUGAUCAGAAUCCUCAAAAAGGUCAUCUUCCAAAAUAUCGUCGAUGACAGAUUGCGGUAUAUUUACUUUCAAGAGGUAGCAGAUGACUCUCUCUGGAAGAACUAGGAGACGAUGUCUCUGAAACUGUUUCAAAUGCUCAUUUUAUUAUUGAACGUUGUAAACAUUGAAUGUUCUGAGAGGUUGAAGGGCAGUUUUCACUCCUCCUACUAAUCUGCCAUCAAUUUUGAUCAUAUCAUUAACUUUGAUGGGCAUCAGUAAUUCCGAUUAGGCAGCCAUAUUUCUUUAUCUUUGUCGUCUGCCAAGUGUGUAAAUAAACUACUAUUAACUUUUA